AUGGAUCCUUUGGCUGAUAUGGACGACAGCUCGACGGACGACGAUGCAGCCUCACAGACUACUGAGGACGAUCCCCAGGUCCCAGACAACAAAUCUCCUAUGCCUAUGCCUCCACCACAACCAGUCCUAGCACCUGUGCCUCCUGCAAACCAGACCAGUGCUCCUCCUCGAGAACGGCCUCACUAUGAAUUGCGACACGUAAUUCGUGGGCAUAAUAAGAGCCUCUCUUCCGUAAAAUUUAGUCCCGAUGGGACUCUAUUGGCGUCAUCUUCUGCGGACAAAGUCGUAAAGAUUUGGUCACCGUUCACGGGGGAACUGGUUAGGGAUCUAAAAGGGCACACGAAAGGCCUAUCCGACGUGUCAUGGUCGUCCGACAGCGUUUACCUCGCGUCUGCAUCAGACGACACCACCAUCCGUAUUUGGGACGUUGACUCAGGCCUCAUACAUAAAACUCUGCGUGGACAUACGAAAGAGGUCUUCUGCGUCAAUUAUAAUAGUACCUCCACACUGCUCGUAUCAGGGGGAUGCGAUGCUGAUAUCCGCAUAUGGAACACAGCCAAAGGGAAAUGUGAAAAGAGGCUGGAGGCACACGUGGACAUCGUGACAGCGGUGCAUUUCAACAGAGAUUCGUCGUUAAUCGUUUCUUGCUCUUGUGAUGGCCUCAUUCGUAUAUGGAAUGCAAGCGACGGUCAGUGUCUGAAGACGCUGGCGGAAGGCCAUAAUGCUAUAUGUCAACAUGUUCAAUUUUCUCCCAAUUCGAAGUACAUCUUAUCUACAGCCCAUGACAACGCCAUCAGACUUUGGGACUACCAAACCGCCCGGUGUCUUAAGACAUACACCGGUCACGUUAACCACUUGUAUUGUAUUUCUGCUUGCUUCAGCGUCACUGGAGGGAAGUGGAUAGUGGCGGGAAGCGAGGACAAGAAGGCGUACAUAUGGGACCUUCAAACCAGAGAAAUUGUUCAAAUACUAGAAGGACACACAGACACAGUGGUGACCGUCGCAACACAUCCUUCACACAACAUGAUCGCCACGGGCGCAAUCGAAUCAGACUGUUCGAUACGGAUAUGGGAAGAUCGUGGCAACCAAGCAUAG
Molecule: messenger RNA, 1095 nt
Organism: Pleurotus ostreatus (oyster mushroom)
Lineage: Eukaryota; Fungi; Basidiomycota; Agaricomycetes; Agaricales; Pleurotaceae
Product: WD domain protein
Exons: 8
Coding region: 1-1095 (364 amino acids)
Biological process (GO): germ cell development; vesicle transport along microtubule; microtubule organizing center organization
Cellular component (GO): cytoplasmic microtubule; neuron projection; nuclear envelope
Molecular function (GO): microtubule plus-end binding; dynein complex binding
Source: RefSeq, a predicted model, not a curated record